This is a messenger RNA of Elaeis guineensis (African oil palm), 1908 nucleotides long. Its product is annotated as isocitrate dehydrogenase [NADP], chloroplastic/mitochondrial. The record is from RefSeq and is a predicted model, not a curated record. Gene Ontology annotation, cellular component: mitochondrion. Lineage: Eukaryota; Viridiplantae; Streptophyta; Magnoliopsida; Arecales; Arecaceae. Gene Ontology annotation, biological process: NADP+ metabolic process; isocitrate metabolic process. Gene Ontology annotation, molecular function: NAD binding; isocitrate dehydrogenase (NADP+) activity; magnesium ion binding.
GUAUGGGCGGGUCUGUGUCUGGUCAGACCGCAACCAUCUUUCUGCUUUCGCAAGACCCUGGGAUCCCUUGGCGAUCACCACGACGGUGAUGCUGCGGCUCCGCUACGGUGCGACUGCGAUGCCGUCCCCCACCGCUCUUCUCUCCUCCUCCUCCUCCCCCUUCUCUUCUCUUCCGCUCCUCCGAAAACCUAACUACAAUAUUUCUGCCUCGCCCCGCUCCGAUCGCAGGCGCUUCGAUGGAGUCCUCUUCGCCUUCACCGCCCGCCGCCUCGGCUGCGACGUCUCCCUCCGCUGCUUCGCGUCCUCCAUCGCCACCGUGGAUCGGAUCAAAGUCCAGAACCCCAUCGUCGAGAUGGAUGGCGAUGAGAUGACGAGGGUCAUCUGGAAAAUGAUAAAGGAAAAGCUUAUAUAUCCGCAUUUAGAUUUGGACAUCAAAUAUUUUGAUCUGGGGAUCUUGAAUCGAGAUGCCACCGAUGACAGGGUUACAGUUGAAAGUGCGGAAGCCACCCUCAAGUAUAAUGUUGCUGUGAAAUGUGCAACAAUAACUCCUGAUGAAGCUAGGAUGAAAGAGUUUAAGCUCAAGUCUAUGUGGAGGAGCCCCAACGGCACAAUAAGGAACAUCUUAAAUGGAACAGUCUUUCGUGAGCCAAUUCUCUGUCUCAAUAUACCACGAAUCAUUCCAGGUUGGAAGAAACCUAUAUGUAUUGGGAGGCAUGCAUUUGGAGAUCAGUAUCGGGCAACUGAUAUGAUUGUUAAAGGUCCAGGAAAGCUUAAAAUGGUUUUUGUCCCAGAGAAUGGUGAUGUGCCUGUAGAGCUGAAUGUUUAUGAUUUUAAAGGGCCUGGUAUUGCAUUAGCUAUGUAUAAUGUAGAUGAGUCUAUUCGAGCUUUUGCUGAGUCAUCAAUGUCAAUGGCAUUUUCCAAAAAAUGGCCGCUUUACUUGAGCACAAAAAAUACCAUUCUGAAGAAAUAUGAUGGCAGGUUUAAGGACAUCUUUCAGGAGGUAUAUGAAGAGAAAUGGAAGGAAAAGUUUGAAGAACAUUCUAUUUGGUAUGAGCAUCGGCUGAUUGAUGACAUGGUGGCUUAUGCCUUGAAAAGUGCUGGUGGCUAUGUGUGGGCCUGCAAAAACUAUGAUGGAGAUGUUCAGAGUGAUUUCCUUGCGCAAGGCUUUGGUUCGUUAGGAUUAAUGACGUCGGUUCUGUUGUCAUCUGAUGGGAAAACAUUGGAAGCUGAAGCAGCUCAUGGGACUGUGACACGACAUUUCAGGUUGUAUCAGAAGGGACAGGAGACUAGUACAAACAGCAUUGCUUCCAUAUUUGCAUGGACACGUGGACUUGCUCACAGAGCAAAGCUUGACAAACACGACCGGUUGCUAGACUUUGUUCAGAAGCUUGAGUCUGCAUGUGUUGAAACAGUGGAGUCUGGUAAAAUGACGAAGGAUCUUGCACUUCUUAUCCAUGGUCCCAAGUUAUCAAGGGAACUUUACUUAAACACCGAGGAGUUCCUUGACGCUGUUGCUCAAAAUCUCAAAGAGAAGAUCCAAUCAGCAGCAGUUUUAUAAGCAGUAUUUCAUUUGCAAGAUGGCUAUGCAUGUCAGCAGGAAGCAUUUUGCAAGCACAGUUCCAUUGAAGCCUGGGUCGGAAAAGUAUCCGAAGCGAGCACGGUAUGCGUCUUUUUUUUCCUGAACUGCACGUGGAGAAGAGGAAAAAUGACGUUGCCUAGCGUUUGAGUAGACCUGUCCCAAAUUCCUUGUACACAUGAGGCUCAUCAAACUUCCAGUUGUUCUUUUGGUGGCAUCAUAUUUGGAUGUUCACAGUUUACACAGAAACAUUUGUAUGGUUCAAGCCGAAACUAGUUCAGCCCGGAUUUGUCAUGGAACUGGAUGGGCAUUCUAGGAUUUGAUUUUGGGAA